UGUGAGUGGCUUGCUCCAACCACAGCAUUUAUUGUACCAGCAGCAGCAGCAGCAAUAGCAAUAGUAGUGGGUUUUUGGUGGUGAGAGUGUGACUGGGCAGUGAGUUUCAAUGUUCGUGAGCACUAGUUGAAUACAACGGCAGGUUGAACGAAUUGAGCGAGCUGCCGUUAUUGCUAUAGUUUUAGCACUAGUUGCUUGGCCUCGCUACUUGCGUUGUAAGCUAUGAGUAGUAGCAGGCGUGAAAUGGCCAUUAUUAAUGGUCGAUGUUUUCCGGUAGAAUGAGCCGAUUCUACCUAGACCUGUCCAUCUUUUACACAGUUUAUAUGUGUGUAUGUGGAUGCAUGAACUUGUAUGCGUUUGAUAAUGUGUGUGAUUCAGACUUGUGGGCAUGUCUGUUUGUCGGAACCGUGGCACGCUGUUGAUUGGUACCGUAAUUGGGUUUAGGGAGUUGUGUGUUUCGUUUUCGACCUGGUUACAACAUGUCAACAUGAAAUUACAUCGCGGCGAUAAGUAGGACCACCCCACGCGGUGUUCUAUUAUGUGUGGCCGUUCGUCGAUGUCACAGAUUCCAAAUCAAGAUUGAGCUAGCCACGGGGUCACAACUCUACAAGUUACCACGGACUAUGCUAGUGACGCACGUCUUCCGCUGUAGUUGGUGCAGUUGAUGAACAACUUCGGUUUCCCAUGGCACACGUAGUGGAUUGCAGCUGAAAAAGUGAGGAAGCUUAAAUGCAUCUCGCGCAAUGAGACAUCGGUUCGUGCCGUAUGCUGUGGGAGCCUUCGUCGGCUUCGUGGUUGCCUUGCUUAUUCGGUUGGAGGCAUCGGCUUCACUGAAAGCGUCGCGAAAUGAAGCUGAGACAAAAUCUCAACGACUUGUCUGCCUGGUGACUCCAACACAUGCCCGACCCCAACAGAAAGCUGAACUUACAAGGCUUUCGUAUGCUUUUCGAUUAGCGGGCCGGGUACACUGGAUUGUUGUGGAAGAUGCUGAGUCACCGAGCGCGCUGGUGUCACGUCUUCUGGCUGACUCGGGCCUGUCGUACACGCAUUUAACAGCGGUUACUCCGGAAAAGUAUAAGCUCGGCGCUAAUGAUCCUAACUGGCUAAAGCCUCGCGGUGUACUCCAGAGGAAUGCAGCCCUUCGUUUUCUGCGGUCGCGAGCUGCACAAAGCGGCCUCGUUGAUGACGAUGCUGUUGUAUAUUUUGCCGAUGACGAUAACACUUAUGAUAUCCGUUUGUUCAAUGAGAUGCGACAAACGAAAAAGGUGUCGGUAUGGCCUGUUGGCCUGGCCGGUGGCCUAAUGGUCGAACGACCAAUCGUUGUUGACGGCCGUGUGAAAAGAUUCAAUUCGGUUUUCCGGCCUGAUCGUCCCUAUCCAAUUGACAUGGCGGCAUUCGCUGUAAGUCUCAAACUUAUUCGUGAACGUCCAACAGUGCUGUUCUCUCUGAACGUCCAACGUGGAUAUCAAGAGUCGCAUCUAUUGACGCAACUACUCACCGGCUGGGAGGAAUUAGAGCCGAGAGCAGAUAAUGGCAAUAAAGUUCUUGUGUGGCACACGAGGACAGAGUUGCCGAAUUUGACGCCUGAAGCAAAACUGCCGGUUCCCUCCAAUAAGGACAUUGAGGUGUAGCCGUUUGAAAUGAUGACGGA
Molecule: messenger RNA, 1651 nt
Organism: Varroa destructor (honeybee mite)
Lineage: Eukaryota; Metazoa; Arthropoda; Arachnida; Mesostigmata; Varroidae
Product: galactosylgalactosylxylosylprotein 3-beta-glucuronosyltransferase 3-like
Biological process (GO): carbohydrate metabolic process; chondroitin sulfate proteoglycan biosynthetic process
Cellular component (GO): Golgi membrane
Molecular function (GO): galactosylgalactosylxylosylprotein 3-beta-glucuronosyltransferase activity
Source: RefSeq, a predicted model, not a curated record